This is a messenger RNA of Paecilomyces variotii, 1500 nucleotides long. RefSeq lists its product as hypothetical. Gene Ontology annotation, molecular function: protein binding. The transcript is spliced from 2 exons. NCBI's taxonomy places the organism in Eukaryota, Fungi, Ascomycota, Eurotiomycetes, Eurotiales, Thermoascaceae. Bases 1 to 1500 code for a protein of 499 amino acids. The record is from RefSeq and is a predicted model, not a curated record.
AUGACGUCCAACAUAUCGAACCCAACGCAGUUACCACUAGCAAGUAUUCUAGUGGCGCGUUUUCUGCGGUCCAACAAUUACACACAGACGCUCGAUGCCUUCAUUCGCGAGGCAGGCCUUCCGCCUAAUGCAGGACAGGUAAAUAGCAAGGCAGAGGAGCUGGAUGGAUGGACGAUCGAGAAUGUUAUUGAGGAGAAGAAGGCUUUUGAUCAAACGGUGAAUUUUGAGAGGUAUGGAGAUGAUGAGGAUGCGCGGGAAAAGAGGGAUCGGUGGAGUAGUCCAGCACCAUCGAAACCAUCUACGAUACACACACCGAGCUCUUCCAACUUGCUCUCCGUUUCCGUGCAGCCCUGGGAGCGCCAAUCUUCUCCAGGAGAAACAGAAACAGAGACGGAUUUCAAGUCAACCUACAUUAUUUCCACUGGGGCUGACAGACGACUGAACCUAUUCAAAACCUCUCCGGACCAUGAAGCUGCCGCGUCGUUCUCAGGACUGGCCGAUUCGCCUAUCCUGUCGCACGUCACACUCCGAGGCGGAUCCUACCAGUUGGCCACCACCAUGUCCGGACAGCUGCUCCUACUUCGAGAUUCUGAAGUCCUGCAUCGACGUAAAGACCAUACGAAGUAUGUUGUCCAGGUGACUGCUCAUGAGCGAUCGGACUCGAAUACCGUAUGGAUCGCGACGGCAGGCUGGGAUGGUAGAAUCUUGAUUUAUUCUUUGGAUCUCGAGCAUUCUCCACUGAUAAUUGGGGAACCACGAGCGAACAUCCAGCUCUCGACGAAUCCGGAAUCGAUUCUCUUUGUCAGACAUACGGAGACGGGAGAAUUAUUACUUCUCGCCUCGAGAAGGGAUUCGACUUAUCUCUAUUAUUAUGACGUUUCAUCAGAACCGUCCACUGCAGUAGAAUCAGGGGAGGAGGGCGAUAAACCAUAUGAGCCCCGUCUUCUGGGAAAGCAGAACCUGGCUCCACACUCAAACGCCUGGGUUGCCUUCUCGCCAUCUUAUCUUGCCCUGAGCCCUCAUGACCCAGGGUUGCUGGCCGUGGCUACGUCGACACUACCGCAUAUGAAAGUCAUGAUUGUACGCCUUCUAUUUCCAUCUCCAGAUGCUAGCUCCAGUGGUGAUGCAUCCGAAGCCGCUCCUGCGGAGCCAGAGACGCAAGUGACUCAGGCUAUGGCGGCGCUGGCGCUGCAGAACCGCGAAGAUGCCGCUAUCAUGAUCCAGGCGAACACCUUAGCUCCUCAGACGGCAUAUUCGACACCACAGGUCGUCUGGCGGCCGGAUGGGUCUGGACUUUGGGUAAAUGGAGACGAUGGCGUUAUUAGAGGUAUUGAAGCGAAGACGGGGAAGAUCGUGGCGUUGCUGAAGGAUGGGCAUGAGGUUGGAAGCAAGAUUCGGAGUAUCUGGGCUGGAUGGGUGGAUGUCGAUGGGAAGGAAGAGAAGGAGGAAUGGGUUGUUAGUGGCGGGUUUGACAAGAGGUUAAUUGUUUGGAAGGUUUGA